Messenger RNA from Plasmodium relictum, 564 nucleotides. RefSeq names its product peptidyl-tRNA hydrolase 2, putative (gene PTH2). The transcript is spliced from 5 exons. Gene Ontology annotation, cellular component: cytosol; mitochondrion. Lineage: Eukaryota; Apicomplexa; Aconoidasida; Haemosporida; Plasmodiidae. The record is from RefSeq and is a predicted model, not a curated record. The coding region runs from base 1 to 564 and encodes 187 amino acids. Gene Ontology annotation, molecular function: peptidyl-tRNA hydrolase activity.
AUGAAUCCAAAUUAUAAUUUAAGAUUAUUAAAAAAUGAUAGAUGUGAUAACGUCUUACUUCUUAUUAUUUUUAUAUGUGGAUUUGUACUUGGUUUAUUGUUUAAGUUUUUAAAUAUUAUCAAAAAGAAAUUUGUUAAAAUAAAAGAAGUUUACGCAAACUUAGAUUUAAAUUGUGAUUGCAAGAUGGUUUUUUGUGUUAGAACAGAUAUAAAAAUGAAUAAAGGGAAAAUAUGUUCUCAAUGUUGUCAUGCAUGCUUAUCAGUUUAUGAAAAAAUUUUAAAAAGAAAUAAUCAACUUCAAAAAAAAAAAUUAAACAAAAAAAAUUGUCCCAGUUAUUUCGACAUAUGGAAAAGAACAGGACAAAAAAAAAUUGUUCUUAAAAUAUCAAGUUUAGAAGAAAUGCAUGAAAUAGAAAAAAAGGCUCAUAUGGAAAACUUGCUAACAUCUAUAAUCAUUGAUGCGGGAAGAACUCAAAUAGAUCCAAAUACACCAACAGUUCUUGCUAUUGAACCAGUUCCUGAUGAAAUAGUCAAUAAAAUAACAGGACAAUUAAAGCUUUUAUAG